AUGCCUCCUCCUUUAACUCCGUGGGAGUUUUGGCGACAGACUUUGAAUUCGCCAAAACGUAUCUUGGCUCCAAUGGUUGAUGCCUCCGAACUGCCGUGGCGUUUGCUGAGUCGUAAAUAUGGAACUGAACUUGCCUACACGCCUAUGAUGAACGCCGGAAUUUUCAUCCGAGAACCACGCUACCGUCGCGAACACCUUGAAUCGUGUGCGGAAGAUAGACCUCUAAUUGCUCAAUUUUGCGCUAAUGACACUGAAAUCUUCUUGAAAGCCGCAAAAAUGGCAGAACAGCAUUGUGACGCCAUUGAUCUGAAUCUUGGUUGCCCGCAGAGCAUUGCAAAGAAAGGACAUUAUGGUGCCUUCCUGCAAGACGAAUGGGAUCUGAUUAGCAAAAUGGUGAAAUUAAUCCAUCGUGAGUUAAGCGUACCCAUAACGUGCAAAGUGCGUGUUUUUGAGGACAUUGAUAAAUCAAUCGCUUACGCCAAAAUGCUGGAAGAGUCGGGUUGUUACGCGUUGACUGUUCAUGGCCGAACACGAGAGCAGAAAGGUCCACUCACUGGCUUGGCCAGCUGGAAACAUAUUCAAGCCGUCAAAGCUGCCGUUAAUAUACCCGUAAUAGCUAAUGGAAAUAUUCAAUACUGGUCGGAUGUAGAAAGAUGUUUAGAAAGCACCGGUGCUGACGCCGUCAUGAUAGCCGAAGGAAACCUGACCAACCCCGCCCUUUUUGCCAAUCUUCAACCACUAGUCUGGGAUAUGGGUAAAGAAUACCUCGAUCUCGUUGAACGUUAUCCGUGCCCCAUGUCCUACGCCCGUGGGCAUCUCUUCAAAAUUUUCAAUCACUGUUUGACGCUGGAAGAGUGCUUCCACCUUCGCCAAGCCUUAGUAGAUGGAACGAAUCUUGAGGAUUUUAAAGCAGUAGUAGUUGAACUGGAAAAACAUUUUACACCAUAUCAGCAAGGACUAAAGCCAUGGACACCUCCGGCCGAUCAUCCGUCUUCCCGUUUACCUUUCCCGCCCUGGCAUUGUCAACCCUACGUUAGGCCAUCGCCAGAGGAACAUAAAAAGAAAAUUCAGCUAAUUAUGGCAGAGGAGGCUAAACGGAAACGCGAGGAAGAAGAUAACGGCCAGGAGAAACCUGAAGGUGUUCUUUCAAAAAACAAGAUGAAGAAGCUUGCGAGACUAGCGAGAAAUCCUAAGAAACAGGCACGCCUCGCAAGACAGGAUCUUGUUAUGUGCAAUCAGUGCUCGAAUCUUCCUGGAGUAAAGUGCGAACACAAACUAUGCAGAACUUGUUGCAGAAAGAAGUGCGAAACUGAAACACUGACUUGUGAGGGUCAUGCAGGGAUGACUGCCAGGCGGAAGGAAAUUCGAAAUGAUGAACGGAGUGACCUGACGGAAGUGACGAACAGUUCAAAUGACGUCAGCAGUGAUUCAGUUCCGGUUUGACACACAGCAGAGCAAAAUUUCUUGGAGAUAAUCGACAGUCAAACAGUGGCAGGAGACAGCCGCACCAACCUUGGUUGAUAAUAAAUAAUUGUGUUAAUACAUCUGCUCUGAUAAUAUACAGCCUGUUAUACUUA
This is a messenger RNA of Daphnia carinata, 1577 nucleotides long. RefSeq names its product tRNA-dihydrouridine(16/17) synthase [NAD(P)(+)]-like (gene Dus1). Gene Ontology annotation, molecular function: flavin adenine dinucleotide binding; tRNA dihydrouridine synthase activity. Gene Ontology annotation, biological process: tRNA processing. The record is from RefSeq and is a predicted model, not a curated record. The transcript has 8 exons. The coding region runs from base 1 to 1443 and encodes 480 amino acids. NCBI's taxonomy places the organism in Eukaryota, Metazoa, Arthropoda, Branchiopoda, Diplostraca, Daphniidae.